AUGCUUAGAAGAUUUUGUUCGGGUUGUACGAUCUUACGUCAGAUUCUUCGACUUGGGUACCGAAAAAGCACAACAUACAGUCGAGGGUCAAGCGAGUCUAAGCGACGAGCGUUACUUGUUUCUUAUAUUGACUCUUAUUUUAAUCAAAAUAUUCUACUUUAUCGAACGAUCAGCUAUUUUGGUUGUGAAAAUAUCGAUGCAUUAACAUGGAUUCAGGUUAUGCAAUGUGUUGAUAUCUUAAAAAUAAAAGGUUUAAAUGAAGACUGUUUAUUUGAUGAAUUUACGAAGAUAAAAUCAACAUUUAAAACAUUGUUAAGUCAACGUAAAUCAAUUUUCGAUCAAGUUCAAGCAUUUAUUAACAAUCAAAAUGAUAUUACGGCAGCAAACAAAUGCAGUGACGAAAGCGAAGAUGAUAAUGAUUCAACAAUAAAUAAAGUGAUCAGAUUCGACCAGCUAUGGAUGUUUAUAUUCUCUUUGACCCCAUCAUCAAAUUUUUAA
Molecule: messenger RNA, 498 nt
Organism: Rotaria socialis
Lineage: Eukaryota; Metazoa; Rotifera; Eurotatoria; Philodinida; Philodinidae
Source: the annotation of a GenBank genome assembly